Messenger RNA from Mesorhabditis spiculigera, 1299 nucleotides. The record is from the annotation of a GenBank genome assembly. NCBI's taxonomy places the organism in Eukaryota, Metazoa, Nematoda, Chromadorea, Rhabditida, Rhabditidae.
AUGGGUCCACCGAAGAAAGUUUGCUACUACUUCCACCCCGACGUCGUCAAUUUCCAUUACGGCCCUCGCCAUCCUAUGAAGCCACAACGACUAGCAGCCCUACAUAGUCUCGUCUUGGCCUACGAUCUCGACAAAAAGAUGGAUAUGCGAUUGAUGCCCAGAGCAACACCCGACCAAAUCAUGGCCUUCCACGAUGAGGAGUACGUCAAAUUCCUACACGGAAUCUCCCCGAAUGUCGCCCGCGAGUUCGAGGCCGAUUUCCCGAAAUUCAACAUUGGCGAAGACUGCCCAAUCUUUGAUGGUAUCUACGAUUUUUGUUCCUUGUACACGGGCGGAUCGCUGGAUGGAGCGAUGCGGCUGAAUCAUAAAAUGAACGACAUUGUCGUGAACUGGGCGGGCGGGCUCCAUCAUGCGAAGAAGCGAGAAGCUUCAGGAUUCUGUUACAUCAACGAUAUCGUAAUCGCCAUCCUGGAAUUGUUAAAACACCAUCGAAGAGUACUUUAUAUCGACAUUGACAUACAUCACGGGGAUGGCGUCCAAGAAGCCUUCUAUUUUACAGAUAGAGUGAUGACGCUUUCUUUACAUCGCUACGGCAACCACUUCUUUCCUGGGACCGGCGAUAUGUACGAUUGGGGAGAUGCCGAUGGACGGCUUUUCUCCGUCAACGUACCACUUCGCGAGGGAAUCACCGAUUUCAGUAAGCAAUUUUUUCUUGAAAUAAACCUGAAUUUGGGCUACACAAUGCUGUUCAAGAAAGUAAUGGACGAAGUGAUGUGCAGUUAUCAACCGGAAGCCAUCGUACUCCAAUGUGGGGCCGAUAGUUUGGGCGGCGAUCGAUUAGGGUGUUUCAAUUUAUCCUUUGACGGCCACGCCGAGUGUGUCGAUUAUGUAAAGAAAUUCCAAGUGCCUAUGAUGGUUCUAGGUGGUGGUGGAUACACGUUGCGUAACGUAGCCCGGUGCUGGGCCAACGAAACUGGAGUGUUGUUAGGAGAAAAGCUGGUCGACGACAUCCCAGAAAACGCCGAAUAUCUACGCUUCUUCGCCCCCGAUUUCACGCUCCGCCCGAAGCUCGCGCCAAGAUUUGAGAAUGCAAAUUCACCUGAGUAUCUGGCGGCAAUUCAAGAGCACGUCUGUGAGACUCUACGAUUAGUCAAGGGUGCCCCUUCUGUACAAAUGCAACCCAUCCCCCCUGAUGUACUAUCGCUAAACUCGUCCCGAUUCACCGGAUGGGGCAAACUGCUGAAUGAUGAUGAUGAGGGCGAAGGGGAGAACGGCGAUGUGAAAGAUGAAGACCCCGCA